GAAUUCCCUUUCCCACUAUGCAACACUUUUAUCAUUCCUACUUUAGCAUGCACAUUUGUGCUUGUCUUCUUUAUGUGCAAGCUAUUUCUUGCACCCAAAAAGCACAAAAGGCUAGCGCCGGAGGUCCCAGGGGCAUGGCCCAUAAUCGGCCAUCUCCAUCUGCUCGUUGGUCGGAAGAAGGCACCCACUCACCUAAUCUUGGCAUCCAUGGCGGAUAAAUACGGCCCUAUUUUUCGCAUGAGACUCGGCUCAGUACCAGUCCUGGUGGUGAGCGACUCGAAAAUAGCCAAGGAAUGCUUCACGGCCAAAGACAAGGAGCUCGCAACUCGCCCCAAAUUACUGGCCUCUGAAAUCAUGGGCUACAACUACUCCAUGUUCGGGAUUGCUCCAUACGGGGAGUACUGGCGAGAAAUCAGAAAGACCGUCAUGCUUGAGCUCCUGUCUAAUCGUAGAAUCGAGAUGUUAAGGAAGGUGAGGGAAUCCCAUGUAAGAAAAGCCAUCAAACGUACCUUUGAUCACUGGUCACACAACAAGGACCCAACUUCUGGGGCGGUGGAAAUGGAGAUGAGGCAAUGGUUUUCUCGGUUGAUCAUGAACCUCUCCAUAGCCAUGCUUUUCGGGGAGGAAGAUAUGGGAGAAGAAAGCCAACUGUUGAAGUCCAUUAGGAGACUGUUUGAGCUGUUUGGAGAGAUGCCGGUGUCAGAUUUUAUUCCCUGGCUGAGAUGGAUGGACAUGGGAGGGUAUGAGAAGGCUAUGAGGAAGACUGCUGAGGAAAUGGAUUGUGCUGCAGAUAGGUGGCUUAAGGAGCAUAGAACAAAAAGAAAUUUGAAAUCUAAAGAAGAAGAAGACUUUAUGGAUGUCAUGCUUUCCCUAUUUGAUGCUCAAUCCAAUCAAACUCAUCCUCUUGGAUUUGAUAUUGAUGUGGUUAUCAAAUCUACCUGCUUGAACUUAUUUGUAGCAGCCACCGAUACCACUAGCAUAACACUGACAUGGGCUCUCUCCUUAAUACUAAACAACUAUAACGUGUUGAGGAGGAUUCAAGAUGAACUAGACAUUCACGUGGGAAAAGAAAGGUGCGUUGAGGAAUCUGACAUAAAUAAGUUGAUUUACGUCCAAGCUGUGGUGAAAGAAGCAUUUCGUUUACAUCCAGCGGUCCCGCUCUCUGUACCCCAUGAGGCCAUGGAAGAUUGCACCAUUAACGGCUACCACAUUCAAAAGGGCACUCGUAUAAUAUCAAACCUUGCAAAGAUUCAUCGAGAUCCAAAGGUGUGGACAGAUCCUAAUGAAUUUAAGCCUGAGAGGUUCUUGACCAGUUACAAGGACAUUGAUGUUAAGGGUAAUCAUUUCGAGCUGAUUCCGUUUGGCAGUGGCCGAAGAAUGUGCCCGGGUAUGCCUUUGGCUUUACAGAUUGUGCAUUUGACACUUGCUAGUCUAAUUCAAAGCUUUGAUAUGAAACGAUCAUCAAUGGAGCCAAUUGAUAUGACCGGAAGCAUAGGAAUAAGUAGUCCCAAAGCCACACCACUCCAUGCCCUCCUAAUACCACGCUUGACUUCAGAUUUAUAUGGUUAAUUAACUCAGAAGAAAUAAGAAAUAUUGAGUUGUUAAACAAAUAAUGAAUCAGAGAGAUCAAUUCCCUUGUUUAAA
Molecule: messenger RNA, 1644 nt
Organism: Ipomoea nil (Japanese morning glory)
Lineage: Eukaryota; Viridiplantae; Streptophyta; Magnoliopsida; Solanales; Convolvulaceae
Product: cytochrome P450 CYP82D47-like
Exons: 2
Coding region: 73-1569 (498 amino acids)
Biological process (GO): defense response to other organism
Molecular function (GO): iron ion binding; oxidoreductase activity, acting on paired donors, with incorporation or reduction of molecular oxygen; monooxygenase activity
Source: RefSeq, a predicted model, not a curated record